This is a messenger RNA of Parnassius mnemosyne (clouded apollo), 471 nucleotides long. Lineage: Eukaryota; Metazoa; Arthropoda; Insecta; Lepidoptera; Papilionidae. The record is from the annotation of a GenBank genome assembly.
AUGGCAUCUAAAACUUUGUUCCUUUUCUGCGCGCAAAUUUUUCUUUUUAAGACAAUUUCUGCAUAUUGUAAUAAUCCUGCAUGGGUAUCAGGCUUUCCUGUAGAAGGUUUGGGUUGGACAACCCCAGGUUAUGCUUAUGAAACUGCUGCCCCAUGCACUUCUCCAGUCUCAUUCUUGGGAGCAUAUGACCUCGCUGCUUCGCCCAUCUCGUACGGCGGUGGUUUUGGUAUCUUAAGUGCGUCUCCAGUUCAACCUUACGGGGUCUCCGUAAUAUCUGAAAACGCAAUCGAUGGUAUCCUGGCUGUCGGAGGUGAACUGCCAUUUUUAGGCACAAUUGGAUUGGAAGGUGUUCUGCUCAAUAAUGGAGCUGGUGCUGUCUCCUACGGCCCAGUAGCCAACGGUCUUGGAUAUGCCCCCGGUUGGCCGGGAUCUGCUCUUGGUUGUGGAUGCGGUGGCAAUGCCGUUUACUAA